Clupea harengus (Atlantic herring) is the source of this 1908-nucleotide messenger RNA. RefSeq names its product cilia and flagella associated protein 96 (gene cfap96). NCBI's taxonomy places the organism in Eukaryota, Metazoa, Chordata, Actinopteri, Clupeiformes, Clupeidae. The record is from RefSeq and is a predicted model, not a curated record. Gene Ontology annotation, cellular component: centrosome; cytoplasmic microtubule.
UAUAAAGCCGUACAGUAUAUAGCUCCACCAUCUGGACAACUGUAAGACUUUACACAUAAUUUCAACCACGGCCACAGAAGCUGAAUGAAGCUAUUAUUUUAUUUCUUCCCCUAUGUCCCUAUGAGUUCCGUGUGAACUGUAAAACAAUCGAGAAGCUAAACUAUACAGCGGGAUUCCGAUGAGUGCCCUGACCGCUUUCUGCCUAUUCUUUUGUCAUGCAUGGCCGCAUUAUCACCGCCCUCCUUAACAGUGGUGCGUCUAGGUAAUGAUCACCACGGAUGCCAAGGAAACAACAUGUACACAGACCUUGAACAUUUCGGGAUAUGUGUGUCUCAUAUGAUAUUAAGACGAUAUCUAAUUGAUAUUCUCUAACGCAUUGCAUCUUUAAAAACUCAAGGUGGUUGUUUGAGAUCAGGAACAAUGCCGCCGGAGGGGAAAUCCGACAUGGAAAGAGUGGGACUCUUCCAAGAGAUGGGCUACGUAUCCAUCGGAGACACAUACACUCCGUUUGGUUACCGUCCAUGUAAUGAGUCGGCGUACAAGAAUAAACAGAUGCAGACGUCAGUGCCCAAGAGAAAGUCCGGGCUACAGUCUGGGUUUUUCGAUACUCAGUUCAAAAGGAUCUUUGAGCGGGAGGCCCUCAGUGACCCUGUGAAACAAAACAGGCAAUACAGGAUCCAGCAGUCUAAAAAGAAUAUAGGAAAGACCUUUCUCCCAAGCAAUGGAGAGAAGAAACCCUCAGGUGUUGGCAGCUACUACGGAACCAUUAGUGGCCCUAUGGAGGCCAUGAGUGCCCAGCGAGUCCCCAGAGAACCGUACAAAUCAUCGGGGAAGAACCUGUACACUAGUCCAUCCCAGAAGGGAAGUGGUUAUGGAUAUCCAAAUGUCACCUUGUCCAAACUUGACCCUUACUCCCCUGACCCCUAUGACAGGGUAAAGGAACUGUUUAAGAGGGAGAUGACAAACCACAAGACGAAGCUGAAAGGGGGACAGUUCCGCUUGAACCUCCACCCAAAAGACUACUUUGACAACAAUCCCUUCAAAAUAGAUAAGCCUCUCCCACCCUCUAAGAGAAUGGAUGAGAGAAAACAUCACUUUGCAGUCCCCUUCAAACCAUCCUCUCCCAGCAAAACGAUUGGAGGUAUGAAGGCUGGGACGUUUGACACCUACCCCAGACACUCAGCGGACACUUACAUCACCCAGAAGCCAAAGACACUCACCACCAACAAGGAGGGCAAGAUCUUUCGCCCGACCGCAGGACUCAAGAGCACCCCAGUUAAGAGCAUCAUCACUGUCAAUGUCAACAAGAUGGUGAAUGCAACAAACUACAACACAAUGCCACCUGUUAUGAAACUGAUCAUCUAACAGGACUUGCAGGAGAGAGGAGAGAUGGAAUACAAUUGUUUUUACUGAUUGUGACUGGGAAAAGAGCUAUGGUUGCCAUUGCAAUAAUUAUGACAAUGUUGUCACUGAACGAUAUUUUAUUUGUUGCUCUUGUCAGAAGUAGAGUUUUCUGGAGGUUAAAGGGUCAGUAUAAAGUGUGUUAUUACUGAAUAUGAUGUUAUUAUAUGAUGAAUAUAUCUUUCAAUGGGGAUACUAGUGACUGAUAUUAAAACUUUUCUAUUUGAGUUUGCUUUCUGUUAUGUGUUGUGUUACCCAUACUGCCUGAGGAUAUGGGUCAUGACUGGUAACCUUUUCCCUGGCGAACAAUACUAUGAUCCUGGCUUUGAAUAAUUCAUCAGGCUGACCGAGGUAACAGCUGACUGAAGGCACGCAGAAUGGAAUGCUGUAUGUGUUGUAGAGUGGGGACAAGACUGCAUGAAAAAAAAGAUAUUGCGCUUCAAACGAUGCAAAUAGUUUACAAAAACAUUUAAAGUCAUAUUAUAAGAAGGCUAAGCUUCUUUUAGG